Prunus armeniaca (apricot) is the source of this 1860-nucleotide messenger RNA. Lineage: Eukaryota; Viridiplantae; Streptophyta; Magnoliopsida; Rosales; Rosaceae. The record is from the annotation of a GenBank genome assembly.
AUGGGGUUUGGGAUGAGCGGUGACGGUAAAAUGCUGGGAUUUAGAGUAAACCCAAAACACAAGCGUUCAAAAAGCUUUCCAGAGAAGAGAGGAGUGCAGGAAGAUGAUUUGGAUAGUUUGUAUGAAGCAUCAGACCGAGUAAAGCUGGAUAUGGGGCAAUUCAAGGGCCGCGCUACAACCAAGAAGAAACAAUCUCCUACUGUGGAAGUGCACAGCUCUUUAAAGCAAGAGAUUCUACAGCUUGAGAAAAGAUUACAAGAUCAAUUCAAUGUCCGCCAUGCUUUAGAAAAAGCAUUGGGUUAUAGAUCUUCUAUCCUUCACAACACAAAUGAAAUUUCUAUGCCUAAGCCAGCCACAGAAUUGAUUAAGGAGAUUGCAGUAUUGGAAUUGGAAGUUGUUCAUUUAGAACAAUACCUUCUCUCUUUGUAUCGGAAAGCAUUUGAUGGACAAUUGUCCUCUGUUUCCCCAUCUAAGAAGGAUGAACAACUAAAACCAACUCUAACAACCCCAAGAAGCAGGUCCCUGGAAGUUUCCGAACCUGAAAUGCCAUCGAAGAGGGAAAAUUUAGCAGUUCAAUCUGGUGGUCAGUCACUUGAAAAUUCAUGGAAGGGAACUAAUGGAAUUGGAGGAGAAGAAAAUCUAUUCGAUUCUGGUGUUCACCGUUGCCACUCCUCACUUUCGCAACGUUCUGCAUUCUUAUCUAGAACUUCUCCUCCAGAAGAGUGUUUGUCGAAAGCUUUGCGUUCGUGUCAUUCUCAACCGUUAUCCAUGAUGGAGUAUGCUCAGAAUACUUCAUCAAAUGUAAUUAGUCUGGCAGAGCAUCUUGGUACACGCAUUGCUGAUCAUAUUCCAGAAACACCUAAUAGGCUUUCGGAGGACAUGAUCAAGUGCAUGUCCACUAUAUAUUGCAAGCUUGCAGAACCACCCUUGACAAAUAAUGGCCUUUCAUCCCCCAAUUCAUCUUUGUCAUCAACAAGUGCAUUUUCUCCACGAGAUCAGAGUGAAAUGUGGAGUCCAACGUUCAGGAAUAAUUCAUCUUUUGAUGUACGAUUGGAUAAUCCUUUUCAUGUUGAAGGACUUAAAGAGUUUAGUGGGCCAUACAGCACAAUGGUUGAAGUGCCAUGGAUUUAUAGAGAUAGUAAAAAAUUAGGCGAUAUAGAGCACUUGCUACAACAUUUUAGGUCACUUAUCUGUCGUCUAGAGGAAGUAGACCCAAGAAAGUUGAAAAAUGAUGAGAAAUUAGCCUUCUGGAUUAAUGUACACAAUACGUUGGUGAUGCAUGCAUAUUUGGCUUAUGGGAUUCCACAAAACAAUGUAAAGAGGGUGUUUUUACUUUUAAAGGCUGCAUAUAACAUCGGUGGCCACACAAUCAGUGCAGACACAAUGCAGAGCUCUAUCCUUGAAUGCCGAAUGUCUCGCCCAGGACAGUGGCUUCGCUUGUUGCUUACUCCAAGGAACAAAUUCAAGACUGGGGAUGAACGGCAAGCAUAUGCCAUCGACCAUCCAGAACCCCUUCUUCACUUUGCACUUUGUUCAGGAAGCCAUUCUGAUCCUGCGGUUCGUGUAUACACACCCAAGAGAGUAUUUCAGGAACUGGAAGCUGCAAAAGAUGAGUACAUUCGAGCUACCUUUGGCGUGCGCAAGGACCACAAAAUUCUUCUGCCCAAGAUUGUUGAGGCAUUUGCGAAGAGUUCAGGUUUGUGUCCGGUUGGUGUUUUGGAGAUGAUCCAACAAUCAGUGCCUGAAUCUUUGAGGAAGAGCGUCAAGAAAUGCCAGCUUGUGAAAUCUCGUAAGAGCAUUGAGUGGAUUCCUCACAAUUUCACUUUUCGGUAUCUAAUUUCUAAAGAGCUGGUGAAGUGA